This is a messenger RNA of Capra hircus (goat), 2080 nucleotides long. RefSeq names its product albumin (gene ALB). Gene Ontology annotation, cellular component: cytoplasm; blood microparticle. The coding region runs from base 61 to 1884 and encodes 607 amino acids. The record is from RefSeq and is a predicted model, not a curated record. Gene Ontology annotation, biological process: transport. The transcript is spliced from 15 exons. NCBI's taxonomy places the organism in Eukaryota, Metazoa, Chordata, Mammalia, Artiodactyla, Bovidae.
AGCGCUGAUUUCCCUCUAUUCAUACUAUCUUUUCUAUCAACCCCACAAACCUUUGGCACAAUGAAGUGGGUGACUUUUAUUUCCCUUCUCCUUCUCUUCAGCUCUGCUUAUUCCAGGGGUGUGUUUCGUCGAGAUACACACAAAAGUGAGAUUGCUCAUCGGUUUAAUGAUUUGGGAGAAGAAAAUUUUCAAGGCCUGGUGCUGAUUGCCUUUUCUCAGUAUCUCCAGCAGUGUCCAUUUGAUGAACAUGUAAAAUUAGUGAAGGAACUAACUGAGUUUGCAAAAACAUGUGUUGCUGAUGAGUCACAUGCCGGUUGUGAUAAGUCACUUCACACUCUCUUUGGAGAUGAAUUGUGUAAAGUUGCAACCCUUCGCGAAACCUAUGGUGACAUGGCCGACUGCUGUGAGAAACAAGAGCCUGAAAGAAAUGAAUGCUUCCUGAAACACAAAGAUGAUAGCCCAGACCUCCCUAAACUGAAACCAGAGCCCGAUACUUUGUGUGCCGAGUUUAAGGCAGAUGAAAAGAAGUUUUGGGGAAAAUACCUAUACGAAGUUGCCAGAAGACAUCCCUACUUUUAUGCACCAGAACUCCUUUACUAUGCCAAUAAAUAUAAUGGAGUUUUUCAAGAAUGCUGCCAAGCUGAAGAUAAAGGUGCCUGCCUACUACCAAAGAUUGAAACUAUGAGAGAAAAAGUACUGGCUUCAUCUGCCAGACAGAGACUCAGGUGUGCCAGUAUUCAAAAAUUCGGAGAAAGAGCUUUAAAAGCAUGGUCAGUAGCUCGCCUGAGCCAGAAAUUUCCCAAGGCUGACUUUACAGAUGUUACCAAGAUAGUGACAGAUCUCACUAAGGUCCACAAGGAGUGCUGCCAUGGCGACCUACUUGAAUGCGCAGACGACAGGGCAGAUCUUGCCAAGUACAUAUGUGAUCAUCAAGACACACUCUCCAGUAAACUGAAGGAAUGCUGUGAUAAGCCUGUGUUGGAAAAAUCCCACUGCAUUGCUGAGAUAGAUAAAGAUGCCGUGCCUGAAAACCUGCCCCCAUUAACUGCUGACUUUGCUGAAGAUAAGGAGGUUUGCAAAAACUAUCAGGAAGCAAAAGACGUCUUCCUGGGCUCGUUUUUGUAUGAAUAUUCAAGAAGGCAUCCUGAGUAUGCUGUCUCAGUGCUGUUGAGACUUGCCAAGGAAUAUGAAGCCACACUGGAGGACUGCUGUGCUAAAGAAGAUCCACAUGCAUGCUAUGCCACAGUGUUUGACAAACUUAAGCAUCUUGUGGAUGAGCCUCAGAAUUUAAUCAAAAAAAACUGUGAGCUAUUUGAAAAACAUGGAGAGUAUGGAUUCCAAAAUGCGCUCAUAGUUCGUUACACCAGGAAAGCACCCCAAGUGUCAACUCCAACUCUGGUGGAGAUUUCAAGAAGCCUAGGAAAAGUGGGCACUAAGUGUUGUGCAAAGCCUGAAUCAGAAAGAAUGCCCUGUACCGAAGACUAUCUGAGCUUGAUCCUGAACCGGUUGUGCGUGUUGCACGAGAAGACACCAGUGAGUGAAAAAGUCACCAAGUGCUGCACAGAGUCAUUGGUGAACAGACGGCCAUGUUUCUCUGAUCUGACACUUGACGAAACAUAUGUACCCAAACCCUUCGAUGGUGAAUCUUUCACCUUCCAUGCAGAUAUAUGCACACUUCCUGAUACUGAGAAACAAAUCAAGAAACAAACUGCACUUGUUGAGCUGUUGAAACACAAGCCCAAGGCAACAGAUGAACAACUGAAAACCGUUAUGGAGAAUUUUGUGGCUUUUGUAGACAAGUGCUGCGCAGCUGAUGACAAAGAAGGCUGCUUUCUUCUGGAGGGUCCAAAACUUGUUGCUUCAACUCAAGCAGCCUUAGCCUAAACACGACACAACCACAAGCAUCUCAGCCUACCCUGAGAGUAAGACGGAAGAAGAGAAAUGAAAACUCAGAGCUUAUUCAUCUGUUCUUCUUUUCUGUUGGUGUUAAACCUACACCCUCUCUAAAGAACAUAAAUUUCUUUAAAUAUUUUGCUUCUUUUGUUUGUGCUACAAUUAAUAAAAAAUGAAAAGACUCUAA